GGUGAUUUGUCCAAUCAGAGAGAGCGGGAGGAGGGCUCUGUGAUCCGCUCCAACGGUUCGGCUCUGAAACGAGACGGUUACGUCAGCCAAUCAGGGUUCAGCCCGGACCCCAGGGACACGCCCAAACAUGCCAUCCGUUUGGGGGAAGGGCCUAGAUGGAACCCCAUCAGCCCAUUGGCCAACUACGCCACCAGUCACAUGACAGCUCUGGCCUCCCAACACGGACACACGCGAUCACAACACGCACACACUCAGCCCUCGCACAACCAGCACGGACUCAACAGACCCCCGUCCGACCCCCACGCACCCCAACGCGGACACACACGUUCCCCGCACCCCCUGCCCCAACCCCAGAGGGGAGAGGAUGGGCAGAGGCGCUACGUGGACGCCUCGGCCCUGUACCGCCCUGGGGGAAGAAGGGGAAGCAGCGGGGGAGGAGGGGCAGAGUCUGAGGGGGGAGGAGGAGGAGGAGGAGAGGUGUCGGCCAUGCAGAGUCUAAUCAAAUACAGCGGGACCUUCCCGCCUGAAGGCCAGGGGUCCUCCAGGCAGGACACGGACAACCACGCAGCCUUCGGAGGGCUGGGGUUCAUGAGGCUGGAGGAGGGGGGAGGAGGGGGGAGGCCGAUGAAGAGGGAGCAGGAGCGUCCCGACAGCACCCGGUCGUUCGGACGUGGCGAGGUGGCGGGGGCGGGCGAGGGCGGGGGAGAGGUGCGUCACCCCCCUGUGGGGAUAGCCGUGGCGGUGGCGAGACAGAGGGACAGCAGCGGUACAGACUCACGGACACAGAGACCUCUGCUACUGCACGGAGGGGUCAAAGGUAAGCGGGGGUUUGGAGGGUCAUCUUGGACAGGGGGACAUUGGGGUGUAUAUGGGGGGGGGGAGGGGAAAGGGGGUAUGGUGUUUUAUGGGUUUUGAGGUUUUAGAGGGUCAUUCCUGCUGGACGACUGGUUUGAAUAUGGGGUGAUUGGGGGAUGGUUGGGGGGGUAUUGGGAGGGUAUAUGGGGGGUUUGGGGGGGUAUUGGGGGGGUAUAGGGUUGGGGGGGGUAUUGGGAUAGGGGGGUAUUGGGGGUAUGGGGUUGGGGGGGUAUAUGGGGGGUAUUGGGAGUGGGUGGAGGUAUGGGGGGGUGGAUUUGGGGGGGUGGGGGGUAUUGGGGGGUAUUGGGAGGGUAUUGGGUGGGGGGUAGGGGGGUUGGGAGGGGUAUUGGGGGGUAUGGGAGGUAUUGGGGAGGGUAUUGGGAGGGUAUAUGGGGGGGUAUUUGGGGGGGUAUAUGGGGGGUAUUGGGAGGGUAUUUGGGGGGUAUUGGGAGGGUAUAUGGGGGGGUGUAUUGGGAGGGUAUUUGGGGAGGGUAUAUGGGGGGGGUAUGGGGAGGGUGUUUGGGGGGUAUUUGGGGGGGUAUAUGGGGGUUGUAUUGGGAGGGUGUUUGGGGGGGUAUUGGGAGGGUAUUUGGGGGGUAUUGGGAGGGUAUAUGGGGGUAUUUGGGGGGGUAUUGGGAGGGUAUAUGGGGGUAUUUGGGAGGGUAUAUGGGGGGGUAUGGGGAGGGUGUUUGGGGGGUAUUGGGAGGGUAUUUGGGGGGGUAUUGGGAGGGUAUAUGGGGGGGUAUUGGGAGGGUAUAUGGGGGUAUUUGGGGGGGUAUAUGGGGGGUAUGGGGAGGGUGUUUGGGGGGGUAUAUGGGGGGUAUUUGGGGGUGUAUUGGGAGGGUAUUUGGGGGGGUAUUUGGGAGGGUAUAUGGGGGGUAUAUGGGGGGGUAUUGGGAAAACCCAGUAUAAGUUGAAGGAUAUGUCAUCACCAUCAUUAAUGAAGCUAUUUCAAGGCCAACAUUAAGAAGCCACAAAAGAUGAAAACUGAGUUUUGUUAUACUGAACAACAAUAUAAACGCAACAUGUAACGUGUUGGUCCCAUGUUUCAUGAGCUGAAAUGAAACAUCCCUGACAUUAUCCAUAGGCACUAAAAUCUUAUUUCUCUCCAAUUUGGUGCACAAAUUUGUUUACAUCCUUGUUGGUGAGCAUGUCUCCUUUGCCAAGAUAAUCCAGGUGUGGCAUAUCAAGAAGCUGAUUAAACCGCAUGAUCAUUACACAGGUGCACCUUGUGCUGGGGACAAUAAAAGGCCACUCUUAAAAUGUGUAGUUUUGUCACCCGACAUAAUUCCACAGAUGUCUCAAGUUUUGAGGGAGCGUGCAAUUGGCAUGCUGACUGCAGGAAUUUGUCAGUACGUCCAACCGGCCUCACAACCGCAGACCACGUGUAUGGCGUUGUGUGGGCGAGCGGUUUGCUGAUGUCAACGUUGUGAACAGAGUGCCCCAUGGUGGCGGUGGGGUUAUGGUACGGGCAGACAUAAGCUAUGGACAACGAACACAAUUGCAUUUUAUCGAUGGCAAUUUGAAUGCACAGAGAUACCGUGAUGAGAUCCUGAGGCCCAUUGUCAUGCCAUUCAUCCACCAUCAUCACCUCAUGUUUCAGCAUGAUAAUGAACGGUCCCAUGUCGCAAGGAUCUGUACACAAUUCCUGGAAGCUGAAAAUGUCCCAGUUCUUCCAUGGCCUGCAUACUCACCAGACAUGUCACCCAUUGAGCAUGUUUGGGAUGCUCUGGAUCAACGUGUACGACAGCGUGUUCCAGUUCCCGCAAAUAUCCAGCAACAACGCACAGUCAUUGAAGAGGAGUGGGCCAACAUUCCACAGCCUGAUCAACUCUAUGUGAAGGAGAUGUGUCGCGCUGCGUGAGGCAAAUAGUGGGCACACCAGAUACUGACUGGUUUUCUGAUCCCCGCCCCUACAUUUUUUUUUUUAAGGUAUCUCUGACCAACAGAUGCAUAUCUGUAUUCCCAGUCAUGUGAAAUCCAUUGAUUAGGGCCUAAUGAAUGUAUUUCAAUUGACUGAUUUCCUUCUAUGAACUGUAACUCAGUAAAAUCUUUGAAAUUGUUGCAUGUUGCGUUUUCUGUUUAGUUCAGUAUAUUUUGAUAUACUACUGUUGUUGUAGCAGUGCAUUAUGGAUCACCACGUUCUAUCCUGUCGUCCAAACAGACGAAGAGCGGGGGGGAGAACGAGGCCGUCACCAUGGCGAUAGACUGGGCUGCCUUGAGCGUGAGCAGGAGAAGUUGCUCAGGUAAGGGGGCGUGACCAACAGCCUUUACCUGGGAAGGCUGCCCGUAAAAAGUAGCGCUGGAUAUUAUUUUAUUUGGAACCUGCAAUGUUAGGGAAAAUAUGACAUGGAUGUUUUUAAAAAGAACCUGCAAAAUGUUUAGGAAAAAUUUGGGCUACUGGAUUUUUAUUCAUAAACCUUUCAAACCCGUUAGGAAAAAUAUUAAUACGGGUGUUUUUCAUAGAACCUGAACCGGUUUGGAAAAAUUGGGUACGGGUAUUUUUUCAUAGAACCUGCAACCUGUUAGGAAACUAUUGACUACUGGAAUUAUAUGAAACCGCAACUGUUAGGAAACCCUUUUCUAAAGGGGUAAUUUCAUAGAACCCGGGAACCUUUAGGAAAAAAUAUUUAACUGGAUAAAUUAAAACCCGCAACUGUUUGGAAAAAUAUUGAAUACGGAUUAAUAUUCUAGGGAAACCCGCAAAAAAGGGUUUGAAACUAUUUACUACUGGAUAAUAUUUUAUAGAAACCGCAACCUGUUAGGAAAAUAUUGACACGGAUAAAAUUCAAAGAAAAACCCGCAAACCGGGUUUGGAAAUUUUUGAACGGGAAUAUUAUAGAAAAAAUGCAAAACCGGUUUGGAAACUAUUGGACUAAUGGAUAAUAUUCAUUUGAAACCCGGGAACCCGUUAGGAAACUUGGGUACGGAUAAUAUUCAUAGAAAAAGGAAAAAUGUUAGGAAAACUAUUGUAUGGGGUUUUUUCAUAGAACCCGCAACCCCCGUUAGGAAAAAAUUGACUAGGGGUUUUUAUUCAAGAACCUGCAAAACCCGUUUGGAAACUAUUGACUACUGGAUAAUUUCUGAACCUGAACCUGUUUGGAAAAAAUUUGACUAGUUUGGAUAAUAUUUUAGAACUGCAACCUGUUAGGAAACUAUUGACUACUGGAUAAUAUUCAUAGAACCUGCAACCUUAGGAAAAUUGACUACUGGAUAAUUUAUAGAACCUGAACCUGUAGGAAACUAUGACUAUGGAAAUAUUCAUAGAAACCUGCAAAUUAGGAAACAUUGACUUGGAUAAAUAUUCAUAGAACCUGCAACCUGUUGGGAAACUAUUGACUACUGGAUAUUAUUCAUAGAACCUGCAACCUUAGGGAAACUAUUGACUACUGGAUAAUAUUUAGAACCCAACCCGUUAGGAAAAAUUUACUACGGAUAUUUUCAUAGAACCGCCAAAACCCGUUAGGAAAAAAUUAUACGGGGAAAUUCAUAGAACCUGCAAAACCGUAGGAAAAAUUUGCUACUGGAUAUUUUUCAUAGAACCUGAACUGUGGAAACAUUGCUUGGAUAAUAUUUAUAGAACCCGCAAAAUGUUGGAAACUAUUGACUACUGGAAUAUUAAUAGAACGCAAAGUUUUGGAAAAAUAUUGAUACGGAUAUUUUUCUAGAAACCCGCAAAAAUGGGGAAAACUAUGAUACUGGAUAAUAUUCAUAGAACCUGCAACCUGUUAGGAAACCAUUGACUACUGGAUAAUAUUCAUAGAACCUGCAACCUGUUAGGAAACUAUUGACUACUGGAUAAUAUUCAUAGAACCUGCAACCUGUUAGGAAACUAUUGACUACUGGAUAAUAUUCAUAGAACCUGCAACCUGUUGGGAAACUAUGGACUACUGGAUAAUAUUCAUAGAACCUGCAACCUGUUGGGAAAAACUACUUGACUAGGGAUAAUAUUCAUAGAACCGGCAACGUUGGGGAAACUAUUUGUACUGGAUAUAUUCAUAGAACCUGCAACCUGUAGGAAACUAUUGCUAUGGAUAAUCUUCAUAGAACCUGGCAACCUGUAGGAAAACUAUGACUUACUGGAUAUUAGUAUAGAACCUGCAACUGUUAGGAAAACUAUGACUACGGAUAAUAUCAUAGAACCGCACCUGUAGGAAAAUAUGACUACUGGCUAUUAUUAUAGAACCUGCAACCGUUAGGAAACUAUUGACUUCCGGAAUAAUAUUCAUUUAGAACCUGCAACCUGUUAGGAAACUAUUGACUACUGGAUAAUAUUCAUAGAACCUGCAACCUGUUAGGAAACUAUUGACUACUGGAUAUUAUUCAUAGAACUCUGUUAUUUGAGUUGUGACCAGUUCUUCUGGUCUUAAGUCAGGUCACAGAAUUCAAAUAACACUGGUUGGGUUAGGGGUUGGUUCCCUGGUUGGGUUAGGGGUUGGUUCCUGGUUGGGUUAGGGGUGUCCUGGUUGGGUUAGGGUUGGUCCCUGGUUGGGUUAGGUUUUGGUAUCCAUGGUGGGUUAGGGUUGGUCCUGGUUGGGUUAGGGUGGGUUCCCUGUGGGUUAGGGGUUGGUUCCAUGGUUGGGUUAGGGUUGUUCCUGGUUGGAUUAGGGGUUGCGUUCCAUGGUUGGGUUAGGGGUUGGGUCCUUGUGGGAGUAAGGGUUGGUCCCGGGUGGGUUGGGUGGUUCUGGUUGGUUAGGGGUUGGUUCCUGGUUGGGUUAGGGAGUUGGUCCUGUUGGUAGGGGGGUGGUUCCCUGUUGGGUUAGGGGUUGUUUCCUGGUUGGGGUAGGGGUUGUUUCCCUGGUUGGGUUAGGGGUGGUUCCUGGUGGGUUAGGGGUUGGUUUUCCUGGUGGUUGGGGUGGUCCUGGUUGGGUUAGGGGUGGUUCCCGGGUUGGGUUAGGGGUUGGUUCCUGCUGGGUUUAGGGGUGGUUCCAUGCUUGGGUUAGGGGUUGGUUCCUGCUUGGGUUAGGGGUUGGUUUCCAUGGUGGGUUAGGGGGUGGUUCCGCUUGGGGUUGGGGUGGUCCCUGCUUGGGGUUAGGGGUUGGGUUUUUUUUUUUUUUUUCCCCUGGCUUGGUUGGGUUUAGGGGUGCGUUCCAUGGUUGGGUUAGGGUUGGUUUCCAUGGUUGGGUUAGGGUUGGUCCCUGUUGGGUUAGGGGUUGUUCCUGGUUGGGUAGGGUUGUUUCCCUGGUUGGUUAGGGAGUUGGUACAUGUGGGUAGGGGUUGCGUUACCUGCUUGGGUUAGGGGUUGGUUCCCUGCUUGGGUUAGGGGUUGGUUCCCUGCUUGGGGUAGGGGUUGGUUCCCUGGUUGGGUUAGGGGUUGGUUCCCUGGUUGGGUUAGGGGUUGGUUCCCUGGUUGGGUUAGGGGUUGGUUCCCUGGUUGGGUUAGGGGUGGUUCCCUGGUUGGGUAAGGGGUGGGUACUGCGUUGGGGUUAGGGUUGGUUCCCUGGUUGGGUUAGGGUGUUGGUUCCCUGGUUGGUUAGGGUGGUUGCCUGGGUUGGGUGAGGGGGUGGUUCCUGGUUGGGGGUUUAAAGGGGGGUUCCCUUUCCUAGGGUUGUCACUGCCCUUUCAAGGCUUUUAAAGGUUAAAGAUGUUUUAGGUGUUGGGUUUGGGGUUUUUAAGGGGGUGGGCUGGGGAGUCACCAGAAGAAGCACCCCCCUGGUCAGCCCGACCCAAAUUUGGCCUAACCUCAGGUGGGGGGGCUCGGCUGGAGCCCCCCCUUCCACCGGAUGCCGCCCAGGGGGCACCCCCCAUUGGGGCCGGGCCCCCCGGGGACCCCGUACGGAAAACAAACAAACACACCCCUACGGUACACACCACCCCAAAACACACACCCUAGUAAACAAAAACACCAAAAAACCAAUACGACAAACCCCAAAAAAACCACCACGUUACAACAACAAACACACCUAGGCCACAAAAAACCCAAAAGGACAACCACAAACCCUAAAGGAAACAAAAACACAAACCCUACGUUACCAAAAACAACAUUUGGACAACAAAAAACCACCUACGGUACAACCAACCACAAACCCAGUACCCCCCACAACCAAAACCACACCACCCCAAACACACACACCAGGGACACACACAAACCAACACUACCCAAAAACACAACACCAACCCUGUAAACCCAAAACCCCAAAACAAACCCACCAAACCCCCAACCCCAACCACAAACCCUACUACACAAAACACCACACACACCCCUACGAACCCACCACAACACCUUCUACAAAACCAAAAAAACAAAAAAUAGGACAACAAAAAAACCCCAGGUAAAACAACAAAAACCCUAGGAAAAAAAAACACGGGAACAUACAAGACACUAUUAAUAGGAAAAAACCGACAAAACCGACGAUAAAUCAAACACAUACCGUCACCAACACAAACACACCACACCACACCACCCUACGGUACAACACACCACAUACACCACCCUAGGUCACACACACCAACAAACAAACCACCCCACGGUACACACACCACACACAUACCCACCCUACCCUAACAUUGUCAUAACUUACUUAAACGUCUUUGAACCCAUCACUGACUACCAUUAACCUUUUUACCUUAACUACAUUAGCAACUGACUUAGAACGGUUGACAUCUAGAACGUGGACUUGGGAACGUGAAUUGAACUGUUGACAUCUAGAAUUCCUUGACUUAGAUACUGCAUAGCAAUAUCCUACCCUUUGGAGUUGUUGAGCGUGACAGGUUGAAUAAUGACUAGAUUAUAUGAAAAGAUAAAUAGAGAUAUCUAAAUACAUCGAUAGUCUAAUUAAUAUCACUUAGGUAAUAUAAGAGGAUAGAGUGACAUUGAUAUAUUAGAUAAUAGAAUAGUUAUAUGGUAAUAUUAUAUGCUUCUGUACCUUCUCAGUGGAUUAGUUAUAGGUAGAAGUCUAUUGUAAUCAUUAUCGAGUAUAUAUGUCUCUUGGUAGUUGUAGGUAUGAGUAUAGUGAUAUAAUGUUCAUUGUAAAUGAUGUAGAUGAUGACUAGUAGUAUAUCGAAUAGUAUAGAGUGUCUCAUAGUCUCUCUCUCUCGGCCUCGAUCAUUUGAUUGCUUUGGGAUCAUGUUCUCUCGUAAUUGUCUAUUCUGUCUCUGUAGUACUGUUACUAUUGUUUGCUCUGCUGUCUCUCGUCGCUGCUAUCUCGUCUCUGUCUUCUGGUAUCUCUCUUCUCUCUGCUCUGUCUCUCUCGCUCUAUGUCUGCUCUCUCUAUGUCUCUUCUCUUCUCUAUCUCUCUCCUUCUCUCUCUCAUCUCUCUCUCUCUCCUCCCCCAGGUUUUAGGCCCCUCCCCCCUGCACCAGGCCCUCCCCCCCUACCAGCUGGCUAGAGACCCCCAAUCAGGACAGCUGAUGGUUAUAACCACAGACCAUAUACCACACUAUGGUACGACGUAGAUAGAUGGCUGGGGGUGUGUGUGUAACUGUGUAACUGUUUUUUGUCAGGCGUAACACCUACAUUGCGUCCACCCCCUGCAGGAGGAGACGUGUUGGAUGGUGGUGGCGCCCCCGUGUGGCCGGCGGUGUAUGGAGCAGGCAGUUCUCUGCAGCACGCCGCUCAGCUCCAGAUGCUGUCGCAACAACAGAUGCUGAGGCAACAUGAACUGAUGAUCAUCCAACAACAUGCCGCUCAGGUCCUGGAGCUGCAGAGGAACGCUCAACUGGUGGUGAGGAUUCACGCCUAAUACACGCAUAAUACACGCCUAAUACACGCCUAAUACACGCCUAAUACACGCCUAAUACACACAUAAUACACACCCGAUAUACACCCAAUACACACCCGAUACACACCUAAUAUAACCCAAUACACACAUAAUUACACACGCCUAAUACACACCCAAUAUACACCCGAUGUACACCAAUAUACACCUAAUACACACCCAAUACACACCCAAUGCGCACCCAAUGUGCAUCCAAUACUGCCCAAUACACACCAAAUACACACCUAAUAUAACCCAAUACACACAUAAUACACACACAAUACACAUCCAAUACACAUAUAAUAUGCACCUAAUGUAACCCAAUCCAAGUCCAAUACAUGCAUGACACACGCCCAAUACACGCCAAUACACACCCAGUACACACACAUUAUACACCUAAUACACACCUAAUACACACCCAAUACACACCCAAUACACGCCCAAUACACGCCUAAUGUACACAUAAUACAAACCCGACUGUUGAUUAUCAGCACCCAAUACACACCCAAUACACACCCAAUACACACCCAAUACACACAUAAUACAACCCAAUACAACCCAAUACACACCCAAUUCAUACAUAAUACAAACCUGACUGUUGAUUAUCAACUGGUGCUGAGGAUACACAGACACACACAACACACACACACACACACACACACACACUGCCCGUAAACACAGUGUUACCCCCCCCCCCCCCCCCCCCUCUCUGCUGUAGGAGCGUCUGAAGGCCAGUGAACAGAGGGCGGCGCUGGAAGACAAGACGGAUAAGAGGAGUUCCGAGCCCAAACCCCGCCCCUCGCCACGCCCCACUCCCUCCCCCUCCCUCCACUCCCAUAAAACUCCCCUCCGUUCGCCUCCCCCCUCCGCCUCCUCCGUCACCCCCCUGCCCUCCCCCAGGCCCGCUCUCAAACACCAGGAGGUCCGGAGAGAGGGGUCUCACCCCUCCUCUCCCCUCCCUCGCACCGCCGCCCCACGCUCUGCCUCCCCCCUGAGACCCAAGCAGGACGCUGACGAGGGAGAGGAGGGGGGGAGAGAGAGGGGGGAGAAACAGAUCACCGCCCCCUUUCACAGAAUCUACCCAGGUGAGCCUCCUGUUAUAUUCUGUUAUAUUCUGUUAUGUUAUAUUCUGUUAUGUUAUAUUCGUUAUAUUCUUGUUAUGGUUAUAUUCUGUUAUGUUAUAUUCUGUUAUGUAUAUUCUGUUAUAUUCUGUUAUGUUAUAUUCUGUUAUAUUCUGUUAUUAUAUUAUGUAUAUUCUGUUAUGUUUCUAUUUGUUAUAUUCUGUUAUGGUAUUAUGUUGUUAUAUUCUGUAUAUUCUGGUAUGUUAUAUUCUGUUAUAUUCUGUAUGUUUAUAUUCUGUUAUAUUCUGUUAUAUUUGUUAUAUUCUGUUAUAUUCUGUUAUGUUAUAUUCUGUUAUAUUCUGUUAUAUUCUGUUAUGUUAUAUUCUGUUAUAUUCUGUUAUAUUCUGUUAUAUUCUGUUAUAUUCUGUUAUGUUAUAUUCUGUUAUAUUCUGUUAUAUUCUGUUAUAUUCUGUUAUAUCUGUUAUAUUCUGUUAUAUUCUGUUAUGUUAUAUUCUGUUAUAUUCUGUUAUGUUAUAUUCUGUUAUAUUCUGUUAUGUUAUAUUCUGUUAUAUUCUGUUAUGUUAUAUUCUGUUAUAUUCUGUUAUGUUAUAUUCUGUUAUAUUCUGUUAUAUUCUGUUAUGUUAUAUUCUGUUAUAUUCUGUUAUAUUCUGUUAUGUAUAUUCUGUAUAUUCUGUUAUAUUCUGUUAUAUUCUGUUAUAUUCUGUUAUGUUAUUAUUCUGUUAUAUUCUGUUAUAUUCUGUUAUAUUCUGUUAUAUUAUAUUCUGUUAUAUUCUGUUAUAUUCUGUUAUAUUAUAUUCUGUUAUGUUAUAUUCUGUUAUAUUCUGUUAUAUUAUAUUCUGUUAUAUUCUGUUAUAUUAUAUUCUGUUAUGUUAUAUUCUGUUAUAUUCUGUUGUUAUAUUGUUAUAUUCUGUUAUAUUCUGUUAUAUUCUGUUAUAUUAUAUUCUGUUAUAUUCUGUUAUAUUCUGUUAUAUUCUGUUAUGUUAUAUUCUGUUAUGUUAUAUUCUGUUAUAUUAUAUUCUGUUAUGUUAUAUUCUGUUAUAUUCUGUUAUAUUGUUCUGUUCUCUAUAUACAACCAGUCUGUUCAGAUACACCAUUGCUAGAUGAGAGGGAUCAUGUGUAUUAUUUAUCUGACCCUGUGUGUGUGUGUGUGUGUGUGUGUGUGUGUGUGUGUGUGUGUGUGUGUGUGUGUGUGUGUGUGUGUGUGUGUGUGUGUGUGUGUGUGUGUGUGUGUGUGGGGACAGAUAUCACCCCUGGUUAUCCUUACCAGUCCAUCACCGCUCCGUUCGGCGCCCCAUUCCCCCCCCGCCCCCUCACCCAACCAGCGGGGUUGAACACACACCCCCCGGUCUCCACCCUGCCGCGGGCCACAGCUCCAGACGUGAAGCCUCGGGGCCCGGAGCUCCGGCCGGACCAGGGGACCUCGCUGAAGCGUGACCCCGACCAGGAGCCACCCCAGCUGGGCAUGAGUCCCGCUGCCCUGGGCCCUCUGCUCCAGACGUCCGGCCCUCUGACCCUCAGCCACGUAGAGAGGGACGGAGAGCCAAGCCUCAAACACACGCAUCUCACCCACACGCACACGCAGUUACACACACAUCCCAGCCUCAAACACACGCAUCUCACCCACACGCACACGCAGUUACACACACCACACGCCAGCCUCCCCUCAGCCCCACAGCCCUGCGCUCCUCUACCUCCCACACACCCACAAGAACGACAGACCGAGGAAGAGGAGGAAGAGGAGGAGGAGGAGGAGGCAGGAGCGGUCAAGACGGAGGUGUCGACCUACGGCUGCCGAGCAGCCUACCAGCUUCCGCCGUCCGUCCCGGAGAAGGUGGAGAUUAAACCAGAGGUCACGAAGAAGUUGAGCCCCGCCCGUUACCCAUCAUGCACCACCACGGCAAGCUCAGAGCGACUGACCUUUAGACCGAGCCCCGACACACACCCUCAUACGUCCUCUCCUCCCCCUCUCUCUCCCAGCCCUCCCCCUCCCUCCCCCUUAAACAUCGUCCCUGAGGAUCCCAUGGCUGGGAUGAUCGCACUGCUGGCUGCCAGUCAGAUGACCCAGGCUGCCCCCCCUGUCCUCCUACCCAGCCUGCUCCAGACAGAGGCCUCCCUGGGGAGAGACGUGGCCAGCCCUGGGUGUCUGGAGGCCUGGGCUAUGGAGGGGAUGGCUCUACUCAGCCACAUGGCCUCACUGGAAAUGGACAGAAUACAGCUGGAGCAGGGUGAGGAGAUGGAGGAGGGGAGGGGUGGGAGGAGAGAGGGGUGGGAGGAGGAGAGGGGUGGAGGAGGAGAGGGGUGA
This is a messenger RNA of Coregonus sp. 'balchen', 11936 nucleotides long. The record is from the annotation of a GenBank genome assembly. Lineage: Eukaryota; Metazoa; Chordata; Actinopteri; Salmoniformes; Salmonidae.